AUGCAUUUUGAAACUAUGACCAUUAAACUUCAGCAGUUACAAAUGUUUUUGAAUGAUAGUGUUAUGUUUUUACCUUGUUACGAUUUAUGACAGGCCCAAGACGCCUUACAAAAGCUGCAAGAUGCAAUGAUUGAGAAAAGAAAUGAGCUGAUACCCAAGGAAAAGUUUGCCUUCAAAGUGCAUAAGAAAGAGGUUUUUGUCCCAAAAGAGAAGUCAGUACUGGACUGUAUAGAUGGACUAAAAGACAAGGCAACAGCACCUGCUGUGUCUGUUUGUGGAUUUUCUAAUGUAGCCUCCCAAAAUCUGAUAAAAUUCUCAGACGAUGUAAAUACUAAAGAUGUCCUUCUCAGCAACUUGUCAGAUUGCACAGUGAAGCUGUUUGGUGUCCCAAGUACACUUCAUAUUAAAAACGUCAUAAAUUCUAAAAUAUUAUGUGGUCCCAUGUCCACGUCUGUAUUUGUGGAUGAAUGUAACGAUUGCAUUUUUGCACCUGCUUGCCAGCAACUCCGAACCGACUGUACCAAGGACACAUCUGUGUAUUUGCACAUAACAAGCAGAGCAAUUAUAGAGGACAUUCGGUUUGCAUCUUAUAGCUGGUGGUAUGAAGGACAGAAGAAAGACUUUGAAACUGCUGGCUUACAAAGAAACACAAAUAACUGGAACUGUGUGGAUGAUUUCAACUGGCUUUCACUAGAGGUACACUCGCCUAACUGGAGUGUCAUCCCUGAUGAGGAAAGGAUAAAGGCAUGA
Messenger RNA from Protopterus annectens (West African lungfish), 750 nucleotides. RefSeq names its product tubulin-specific chaperone C-like. Gene Ontology annotation, molecular function: tubulin binding. Gene Ontology annotation, biological process: post-chaperonin tubulin folding pathway; tubulin complex assembly. Gene Ontology annotation, cellular component: cytoplasm. The record is from RefSeq and is a predicted model, not a curated record. NCBI's taxonomy places the organism in Eukaryota, Metazoa, Chordata, Ceratodontiformes, Protopteridae. The transcript has a single exon.